Molecule: messenger RNA, 2334 nt
Organism: Botrytis byssoidea
Lineage: Eukaryota; Fungi; Ascomycota; Leotiomycetes; Helotiales; Sclerotiniaceae
Exons: 5
Coding region: 1-2334 (777 amino acids)
Source: RefSeq, a predicted model, not a curated record
AUGACAACUGGAAAUACACAUUCUGGGUCUCCUACUUCACCAACAGCACCAUGGGUUCAGCAGUCAGGUAGAGCUGGUACACCAACUAGUGUUUAUUCAAAUACCAAUUCCCCUACAUUAGGAGCCCCAUCUUCCCCGACAAUAUCAACAUCUUCCAGUCCGCAAGUAGUUACACCCCCUAGGAGUACUAGCCCAACGAUAUCUCCCAUAUCAUCAAAUACUUCGUCGCAUUCCAGCCUCCCUAGCUCUCAAAACCAAACGAUACCACCUAAGACUCCAAAUUCCGUUCUUUCGAAAUGGGGAAUUGGAUGGGAAACACCAACGAUAAUUAUAUCAUGUUACCUACUCGCUCUCGCAACCGCCCUCCUUCACUUGUUUUUAUUCAUCUACAUCUCAGGUAAAGCAGCCGACGGAAAAGACAGAGUUGCUCCUCAGACGUAUAUCUCCACAGCGUCUAACAUUCUCGCCAAUGCUUUCUCAUUCUUUCUCAAGACGGCCUUGGCCACAUCUUUUGUUCAGUAUCUAUGGCGUCUUCUGCGUGCUCAAAGCAUGAAGAUAUCCACGAUCGAUACUCUUUUCGGAUUAAAGUCCAAUCCUUUUCAGAUAUGUACAGGGGCUGCUAUUCGUGCUGCUCCUGUUCUGUGUGUGUUGUCUAUAAUGAUGGCUAGUAUGACAGUUGCAGUCAGUUUCCCUCCCGGUGCUAUCAAUGUUGUUACAAUACAAAGGACAUCGUAUAAUUCGGUAGUGGUUCCAACAUUUAAUGCAUCAUUUAUGGGAAAUGGUUCUGGCUUAGCCGCUAACCAAUAUGCUUUGGCUGUGUUAUCACCGAUAUCUGAGAGUGCAGAUGGAUCUGUAUCUGGAUUUACUUCUAGCGGUUUAUUAACGGGAAAACACUCCAAUUUGCUUCCCCGCCUCGCUUUCCAAACAAUGAUCACAGGACAAGCAUUUGAUCAACCUUCACCCUGUGGCGUCAAUUGUUCCUUUGUGAUAGAAUUUGAGGGCCCAACACUUGACUGCAACUCAUCCAGCACCAAUAUCACAUCCAGUGUCACCAUCAACUCGACGACCUUACAUCCAGAAUUUACAAUCUACUCAGGAAACUGGUCUGAUCUCACACUUGCUACGCCUGCGCUUCGACAUAAACUUUACAACGGAACCUAUACGAAUGCACAUUGGCAAAGUAGCACAUUAUCCCUGCUAGAUACAGAAUUAAACACCGUUGAUGCCAACUCCAUCAAUCAAACCUCGACCUUGAACACAUCCAUGAUACAAGACAACCUCUAUUGUACCCCUGGCCGCGCACUCUACACUGUAAAUAACACCUACAUCUCCAAUAUUCUCACACGCAACGUCACCACCACCUUUAUUUCGCCGCUAACAAAUCUUGUCCUGCACACCCACGACAAUUCCGUCAUCGUGCCUGGCUUCACAAACGUUUCUGGAAUUACUAGCGGAUACUAUUUUGGCAGCAACCCUGCAAAUUGGAGCGCUGAAGCUCUGGCCUACUAUCGGGAUUUGAAUAUGAUGACAAUUUUGGAUACUAUGUUUUACUACCUCGCUGGAGAAUUUACAGCGUUGCCGGCUGUUCUCCUUGAUAAUGAUGAGGAAAGGGCGGUAGAUGCUAUUGAUGCCACGGGAUGGGGGGAAGAUUCGCCAGGAUUUGGGAACGCCGACAAUUGGAGUUCUGGAGCUCUUAACGGCACAAUCAUCUCCCGCACUCCUCUCAACACAGCUUUUACACACUACACCACCAACUCCUCUGCAAACCCCUCCUUCGUCAUCACACAAAACGCACUCAAUGCCCUCCUUCAAAACAUCACCCUCAGCGCCUCUCUCUCCUACUCCCUCUGGUCCACCCCCACCAACACGAGCAUGCUCACUCUCCACAACAUCUACUCCUUCUCGCAACCCCUCAACCUCCUCCUCCCCUAUUUCCUCUCUCUACUCCUCUCCCUCCCUUUCCUCAUCCUCGGUCUCUGGGCUCUCGUCCAAAACGGUGUCGCAGCCCAAGACGCAAAUUUCACACAACUGCUCUGCACCACUUCCUCCCUGUCCGCACCACCCCCGACACCCGGAUUAUCAAAUAGAACCUCCAGCAUGGCUAUCCCAUCACAGCUCCGAACUCUUACCCAAGCGGCCUGUCUGGGAAACACAGAAUCACUAUCGAAACCUCUCAAGGAAUUGCGUAUUCGUUAUGGUGAGCUGAAAAAUCCGAACGGAAAUCCAGGGAUGGGAAAUAGCAUUCCAAUAGUGGAUAUCAGGAGAGCGGGCUUUGGGCUUGAGAACGAGGUGGAACCGUUGGUAAAGGGGGGAAAUUAUGGUGUUAUGGUUUAA